GGGCGCACAGCAGUGCCGAGAGCGCAGCGACAUUGCCCGUCACCUCGCCAGUCUGCAGAGGGCUGCGAGCGAAGAUGAUUCUGGGCCUGAGGGCCGAGGUCACAAGGCACGAACCCGCGGGAUCGAUUGGAAGUACACAUUGCCCGCCUACCGCGACUUCAUCUGCAUCUCGCGCAAGAAAAUGCUCAGGGGUAAAAGAUGGCACUACGAAGAGUGGGAGCUGGACUUCUGCGGGGCGUGCGCAGAAUACUGCCUGGACAAGCACGGGCGCUCGAAGUUCGACUUCUUGCAGCUGCUGCGAGCCAGCUGCGGCGCGCAGAUCAGCGCCGUGUCGAGAAAGCAGGUUGCCCAGCACAACGACGCGCCGACGGCCAGUAACGUCGUUGGCGUGAAGGGCAUCGGAGGCGACGUGCAGGGGCCAGCGGGCGAGAAGCAAGUGCCGAAGGUGGUGUUCGACAUCUUCUAUGUGGGAACUGACCAGUUGGCGGCUAUGCGCAAGCGCAAGGGAGGCUACUCCAGCAUCCGUGAGAAGCCGCCGGCAACGAUGGCAGAUCUCGAACAGGCGAUCGCGGUUCUGAACGUGAUCGAUUGCAAGAUCCCGCACAA
This is a messenger RNA of Prorocentrum cordatum, 606 nucleotides long. Lineage: Eukaryota; Dinophyceae; Prorocentrales; Prorocentraceae. The record is from the annotation of a GenBank genome assembly.